Messenger RNA from Hipposideros armiger (great roundleaf bat), 2810 nucleotides. RefSeq names its product DNA polymerase lambda (gene POLL). The record is from RefSeq and is a predicted model, not a curated record. Lineage: Eukaryota; Metazoa; Chordata; Mammalia; Chiroptera; Hipposideridae. Gene Ontology annotation, biological process: double-strand break repair via nonhomologous end joining. The coding region runs from base 40 to 2064 and encodes 674 amino acids. Gene Ontology annotation, molecular function: DNA binding; DNA-directed DNA polymerase activity. The transcript has 9 exons. Gene Ontology annotation, cellular component: nucleus.
AGGUAGUAGUUUACUUUUGCCCGUCCCCUUGUUGGUUUGAUGAGCCUGAAGUUAACCCUACUCCGGAUCGAAUCCGGGGAGUGGGGAGGGGGUUCUUUGGGCAGGGUCUGGACGCGCCAGCCCUCCUCUGGCCCCCAGCUGGGAGGCCAGAACACGCGCCAGCUGCGUACGCAGGAGGGUGCCCCACACCUGCCCGGAGUCUUCUCCAUCUCCAGCUGUGAGACCGAGACUCCCCCAAUCCCGGAAGUCGCUCCACAGCUGCUGCGGCCGUACCCCAUCUCCCCGCAGCUGGGAGGCUGCGCACCCUCAUGCCGAGAGGCCUGCGACCAGGGCCAUAACUCAAUGGACCCUGGGGGCAUCUUGAAGGCAUUUCCCAAGCGAAAGAAAAUUCAUGCCAAUCCAUCAUCAAAAGCACUUGCAAAGAUUCCCAAGAGGGAAGAAGGAGAAGGAACAGGAGAGUGGCUGAGCUCCCUGCGGGCCCAUGUUGUGCCCACUGGCAUUGGGCGAGCCCGGGCAGAACUCUUUGAGAAGCAGAUUGUCCAGCAUGGUGGCCAGGUAUGCCCUGCCCAGGCCCCAGGAGUCACUCAUAUUGUGGUGGAUGAAGACAUGGACUGUGAGCGAGCCCUCCGCCUCCUUAGACUGCCCCAGCUGCCCCCAGGUGCUCAGCUGGUAAAGUCAGCCUGGCUGAGCUUGUGCCUGCAGGAGAGAAGGCUGGUGGACACGGCAGGAUUCAACAUCUUCAUCCCCAACAGGUACCUGGACCAACCACAGCUCAGUAAGGCAGACCAAAACUCUUCUCCUGGAGGCUGUGAGGGUCUGCUCAAGACAGUCCUCUCUCCUCCCCCUCCUCCCAUCAGACCUGUAUCUCCUCCCCAGAAGGCAGAAGAAGCAUCAAGCACCCAAGCCCAGCCCGGCUCUGAUGAUGAAACCAGUGACGGGGAAGAGACCCAGGUUAGCGCAGCUGAUCUGGAAGCCCUGAUCAGUGGCCGCUACCCCACCCCUCUUGAGGGAGAUGGUGAGCCUAUUCCAGCCCCUGAGGGCCUGGAUAAGUGGGUCUGUGCACAGCCUUCGAGCCAGAAGGCUACCAACUACAACCCCCACAUCACAGAGAAGCUGGAAGUGCUGGCCAAAGCCUACAGUGUUCAGGGAGACAAGUGGAGGGCCCUGGGCUAUGCCAAGGCCAUCAAUGCCCUCAAGAGCUUCCACAAACCUGUCACCUCCUACCAGGAAGCCUACAGUAUCCCCGGAAUUGGGAAGCGGAUGGCCGAGAAGAUUGUAGAGAUCCUGGACAGCGGACAUCUGCGGAAGCUGGACCACAUCAGCGAUAGCGUGCCUGUCUUGGAACUCUUCUCCAACAUCUGGGGAGCUGGGUCCAAGACUGCCCAGAUGUGGUACCAUCAGGGUUACCGGACCUUAGAAGACAUCCACAAUCAGGCCUCCCUGACUACCCAGCAGGCCAUCGGCCUGAAGCAUUACGAUGACUUUCUGGAACGCAUGCCCAGGGAGGAGGCUACAGAGAUCGAGCAGACAGUCCGGGAAUCGGCUCAGGCCUUGAAUCCUGGGCUGCUGUGUGUGACGUGUGGUUCCUACCUACGGGGGAAGGCAACCUGUGGGGAUGUGGACGUGCUGCUCACUCACCCGGAUGGCCGGUCUCACCAGGGCAUCUUCAGUCGCCUCCUUGACAGCCUUCGGCAGCGAGGGUUCCUGACGGAUGACUUGGUGAGCCAGGAGGACAAUGGCCAGCAGCAGAAGUACUUGGGCGUGUGCCGGCUCCCAGGGCCGGGGCGGCGGCACCGACGACUGGACAUCAUCGUUGUGCCCUACGGCGAGUUCGCCUGUGCCCUGCUCUAUUUCACCGGCUCUGCCCACUUCAACCGCUCCAUGCGAGCUCUGGCCAAGACCAAGGGCAUGAGCUUGUCGGAGCAUGCCCUCAGCACAGCUGUGGUGCGGGACACCCACGGCAUCAAGGUGGCAUCUGGCCGAGUGCUUCCCACCCCUACCGAGAAGGAUGUCUUCAGGCUCUUAGACCUCCCCUACCGAGAACCAGCUGAGCGGGACUGGUGACCCAUGGCUGAGGUGAAGAUGGCACCCAGCUGGACCAGCUGCCCGACCUGGCCAUCCAGUACUCCCCUCUAGCCUCAGCUGGCUGGACCUCACUACUUCAACCACCAGCUCCGUGGGCCUGAGGGAAAGGACCACCCCAGAUCCCACGGUCUUCCCAGCCCUCCCCAAUAGUAGGCUGCUCUCCCUUCUACCACAGUGUUGCACAUGGCCCCUUGCCCCAUUUUGAGCAGGAACAGAUGGCUGGUUUGAAGCCAGCUUCCUGUGCUGAAGGCCCAGGCAUCCCCUCUUCUCUACCUUGAGGAGGGUCUAGCUGCUGGAGGUGGGAUGGGGGACUGUAGAGGGAGAGGCAAGCAGCUGUGGCCCAGCAUCACCUAAGACCCUUUGGAGCAGGAGAAGGAGCCACUCCAUGUACUCCCUCCACCCACCCCGCUUCCUGUGCAGUUGGAGGUGUUGGGAGGGGGUGCACAAACUCGGUGAGGACAGCAUCUGAAGGCCCAGAGGCCCAGUAAACUGCAUUUGACAUUCAACCUGCCUAGUGUCUGUGAGCUGCUGCAGCCCUUGCCUUCUUCCACCCAGGCAGGGCGGAGAUGGGAACCCAGAACGGCAAGUUAACUGCUCUCCACCAGGUCAGCCCUGAGUCAGCUCCUGAACUCAAGGGGACAGGUGGACAUUAAAAGGGAAAAUUCAUGGGCCGGCCGAGUGGCGCGAUGGUUAAGAGCUGGCUUGGGACGCGAGAGGGCCCCGGU